This is a messenger RNA of Recurvomyces mirabilis, 600 nucleotides long. RefSeq lists its product as uncharacterized. The transcript is spliced from 5 exons. The record is from RefSeq and is a predicted model, not a curated record. Lineage: Eukaryota; Fungi; Ascomycota; Dothideomycetes; Mycosphaerellales; Teratosphaeriaceae. Bases 1 to 600 code for a protein of 199 amino acids.
AUGAGGCUGAAUGGUGCUAACACAGUGUUAGGAUCGACUGUUACUGCUACAACAACGCAGCCAGGUAAUUCGUUCGUCGAGUCUGAAAUCUACGACAGGCUAACCUUCAAUGUCAAGGGUCCACGGUCGUAUCAACAUACCUGUCAAGCUACCCCGUUACGGAUCUACGGUCGUCAGUACGCAGCAGGUUACUACUACGGCGCCUGGUUCAACAAUUACCGCCACGGCCACAACUACACAGCCCGGGUCUACGAUUGUCAGCACUGUCGCCACAACUGUUGUAACGACGGUGCCAGUCACAAGCACUUAUGUGACUACAGCAUCUGGCGCAACUGUGACCCAGACGACCGUAUCUAUGAUCUCGUCCUCGUCCUCUUCCGCUUCGCCAUCGAGUACGUCCUCGCCGAGCAUGACGUCCUCCAGCAUGAGCUCAUCAUCCAGUAUCAUAUCCACCUCGAGCAUGAGUUCAUCGUCCAGCAUGACAUCUUCACCAUCUCUCUCGAGCUCCAGCACAGUUUCGACCACAUCCACAUCAAGCACCUCAACCACUUCCGCAGCUCCUUCGUGUACGGCAUCUGGGCAGACGUACAGCUACACUGA